UGCGCUGGGAGUUUGGGGUGGGUCUCAGCUCUCCCGCGUCCUACAAACUCAGGCUGCGGAGCCGCCGGCUGCACCUCGGAGACCCUCGUCAAGCAGGGCCCGCAGCGCCCGGCCAUGAGGAACACGAGCAAGGAGCUGCAGGGCGCCUCGCACCGCUACGCUCCCUGCGAUUGGUACUACCACCUCCCCGUGAAGCGGUCUGAGAAGGCCGUGGAUGCCCCGCCAGCGUCCCAGAUCCCAGGUCUCAGCAACUUGGGAGAAUCACAGAAUGGGAAUGCACUGGCCACUCGGAGAUACUGGAUCAAAGAAACAGACUCGGAGUACGUGAAGCUCGCGAAACAAGGCGGCAGGCCUGAUUUGUUGAAGCACUUUGCUGCUGGGACCAGGAAAGGCUCCCCAGUGACCUACUCCUUGCCAGACUGGUAUAUCCACCACAGCAAGCCACCUACAGCCGACCAGCGAGAGGUCCCUGCCAUCUCCAUGCCAGAUUACAUGGUGUAUGAAGAGUUUCAGCCUGACCAGGCCAACGGUAGCUAUGAAUCCAGGAGAGGACCAUUUGACUUCGAUAUGAAAACGGUUUGGCAAAGAGAGGCUGAGGAACUUGAAAAGGAGAAAAAAAAGGUGAAGCUACCAGCCAUUAACUUGAAGAACCCAAGCAAAGUGGGGACCCCACUUGGCUCUAAAGACCCUGCAGGAAGUAGGCUCUCCUUCCCACCAAUGCCUGGUCAUAAAACCAGUUCACCAACAAACUUUUCCAAACUCAUCAGCAAUGGUUAUAAGGAUGAGUGGUUACAACGAGGCGAUUCAGAUAAGAGGACCCCCAAGUCAUCCAGGGCAUCUGAGUCUUCUCAGUCCACCCAGGACCCUGAAGGGUCCCAGGAUGCAGAGAUGCUGCAAGACCAGGAGGCCCCAGAGGACUCUGAGAAAAUUCAAGAAUCUCCUCCAAGCCCAGAAGCUUCUUCAUCUGCACCCACACCAGCAGAACUCAAAUAAACCCUGAUGCAAUAUGUACUUAGGAUAACUUUGUAUAUGACUAUGAUAUGACUGUAUUUCAGCUGUAUUUAUAAGGCCCCAGGUAUAUUUUGUUAAUAUAGAUUCUUAUGGAAUAAUGUAUCUUGCAGCAGAUUUGGUAUCAUUGCGGCGAAUGUGGUGCAAGUGUCUGGUUCUGUUUCUUGCCUUUCUCUGGUAUGUGAAAUACGUGUCAAUAAACACAACUAAGGCCUCUGGUUCCCUUUGCCUCUCUGGCCUACUGAGGGCCCAGUGUCUGGGAACCAGUCUCCUCCUCCCUAUGAGCAGCCUGCAUCCCCUUCUCCUCUACGAUCCACUACUGAGUGCCUUUUCUAUUAGACUGUUAACCAGAGGAAACUCAGAGAACAAAACGUAAGCCUCUUCCAUUAUUUGGUUCUGUAAUCUCUGUAGAAAUCAUUUUCUUGCUAACGACAACAACAAAAUCCAGAUAUGGUGAUAUAGUUUAUAUUAAGAAGAAAGUUUUUCAUUUAUUAUGCCUUGAUGUUUCAAACAUUCACUAUAAAACAUUGCAGUAUCUGCUUAUUUUACAUUUUUACUAAUAUUUUUGCCUCAACUCAAGUCUAGAAUAUGAAAGAUUUAUUAUUUUGUAUCCAUGACCUAAAUAUAUGUGUAAUUUUAAUAUUUAGUAUACUUAACAAAAACUCAUGAAUAAUCAGAAGGAAUUCUCUUGUUUUAUACAGUUCACUAUUAUUUAUAAAUAAGUGUUUAGCAUUAAAA
This is a messenger RNA of Tupaia belangeri chinensis (Chinese tree shrew), 1746 nucleotides long. It is a transcript of the gene CUNH7orf57, whose product is annotated as chromosome unknown C7orf57 homolog. The transcript is spliced from 9 exons. The record is from RefSeq and is a predicted model, not a curated record. Lineage: Eukaryota; Metazoa; Chordata; Mammalia; Scandentia; Tupaiidae. The coding region runs from base 115 to 993 and encodes 292 amino acids.